Messenger RNA from Cetraspora pellucida, 693 nucleotides. The record is from the annotation of a GenBank genome assembly. Lineage: Eukaryota; Fungi; Glomeromycota; Glomeromycetes; Diversisporales; Gigasporaceae.
AUGGAAAUGACUAUUAAUGCAAAUGUUAUUAAUCACGGAGAAAAUAAAGAAAACUAUGAUCCUUCUUCAAAUACUUUUUCACAAAACGGCACUGGUGGUGUUCUUCGCCCAACACAGAAAAUUAGGCAAACUCGGUCACAAGUGCAUGGCCGUCCUCCAUUGUUGGAAAUUCCCGUGAAUAAUUUGAGAGGAAGGAAUAAUGAAUUAAGCGAAAAUGUGUCUGAUCGUAAUGCUACAGCUAUACCUCAAGUAAUGAAUAAUCGUAGUUUAACUCAAGUUGGUUCACAUGUUUUUCGUGUUAGAAGUGAUUAUAUUAGAAGUCAACAAAUUAUUGGACAAAGAAGUGUCGGGAGGACAUCAAUUGGCCGUCGUAAUAUCCAUGCAUCAAUCAAUGAUGAUAUUCGACGUGAUUUCAGGCAAAGAGCCGCAAUCAACUCUAUUAACAUUAAUACAUCACAACCAAUUAUCAAUUAUGAUCAUGAUCAAUCUGCGAUUUUUCACCAAAACCUUCAAAUUAAUAGAAAUGUCAAUGGUAAUGAACAGUCUGGUACUGAUGUUAAUCGCGGAAGAUUAACUACUGAGUCCGCUUUGUUAUUUGAAAAUGAUAUUAUGAUGGAUUCAAACUCGUUACACUCUCAAGGUAUGGAAAUCGAAGAUUCUCAAGAUAUGGAUAUUGGUUCCUCUCUUCCAUGA